AUGGAACGCAUAAUGUUAGGCAUUCUCCUUCGAGAUCGAAAGCGAAACACCUGGAUUCGUCAAGAAACUGGCGCAAGCGAUAUCAUCAACGCUAUCAGGAAAGCAAAGCAUAGAUGGGCAGGGGUGGAUCCAGGAUUUUUUUUAGGAGGGGGUGCACUCGUCUCUUGCUCUACGUCAACACCAAUAAACCACAUAGUUUUCUUUUUUUUCGCAGAAUACCAGUUGUAUUAGAAAACCGCAGGUCAUCUCGGGGAAGGGGGGGGGGCACCCCUGCACCCUAGAUCCGCCCCUGAUGGGCAGGUCACAUUGCCCGGCUAUCUGAUAACCGUUGGACCAUCAGAGCAACAGAGUGGACCCCUAAAGAAUGGACCAGCAAACAGGGUCGCCCAAAAACAAGAUGGAGAAACGAUCUCACAGGACAGUUUGGACCUGUAGGGUUAAGAUUAGCCAAGCACUGCAGACACCUGUGGGAUCAAUCCAGGGAGGAGUUCCUCUGUCAAGAGUCAAUACAAACCAGACAAACCCUGAUGAUGACGAUGAACGGUUCAUACGAGACCACCUCCGGCGAUUGUACACGCUGGUCGGUUUGUACAAAAGGCUGUAGCCCGCGAAAACACCUGUUUCACGGCCUCGCUCUUCGCCGCUGGGGACGUUUCGCGCGGAGGACGAAGAGCGAGGCGAAACUGAUGUUUUGGCAGGCAAAAAAGGCUGGAAAGUAUCGUUCCAUUGUCAUCAUGAAAUGAAUUAAAAUGGCUGACCGAACACUUGCGGUUUUCUGUUUCAGAUACAAAAUACCAGCUGCGAAAGUUCUGGCAAGCGUAGAAAGCAAAAUUUCGAGAUUUGGGUUCAAGGAUGGCAAAGGAAACAACUGACCAUGUACCACUGAUUAUUCAGGCUGUACAGUAGCUUGGACAUCAUGACACGUACAGCCUGUUUAAGCCCAUUUCAAAUACCAUUUUACACAAUGAACCUCCAUACCAAAACACAAAAUGAAGGAAUUAAUGUACAAUUUCAAGUACAUUUUUGUUUUGAUUAAAGAAUCUCACUGGAAUCCAUUUGAGUUGUGAAAUCUAGAAUCAUCAGCUUUGGAGUCCGGGAUACAGCUCAAGGAAUCUGGAAUCCCACUAACUACAGUUGACUCCUGAUAACUUGAACCCUCACCAACUGGAACCUCACGAUAACUCGAACGAACGAUUUCCUUCAUACACUUACAAUAAUUUCACUCUCGAUAACUCAACCCUCCCGCUAACUCGGAGGUAAUUUUUGUUUCCCUUCAGAUGAUUUCUAUAUUUAUACGACUACAUGGGAAAUUUCUGCAAUUUGAUUGGCUUAGAGCAGUGGUAUUUCAGCUUAUUUUGAAAUACCUCCAUUGAAAAUUACAAACCCUUUGCGGGUAGUAGUAUACACAAACAAUAACAUAAUUUGUACGUGAUAUUUGGCAUAGAUACCACUCGUGAUAUUUCAAAAUUGUCUACAAUUUAACUCGCCUAAAGGCUCGUGAAAUUACGUAAAACAAUUUCAAAAUAUCACUCGUGGUAUUUAUGUCAAACAUCACUACAAAUCAUGCUAUUACCUAUACACAUUUGCCUUCAAUAACUCGAACCAUGCUUCAAGCGCCUGACAAGACACGUAGUCUUUGUCUUUAAUUUUUUCAGUUCAAUUUAACCCUUUAAACCCUGGGAUCAAAAUUUGAAUUCUCAUUUGUUGCCCCUAUUCAUUUCCUACAGAAGUAGUGGGGAGAAGUUGAUAAAAUAUCAAGCAAAUUCUUCUCAUGUGAACAUGUCCGUAAUUCUCACGACCACUCUGUUUUACAAGCAUUGCUAUUACAAAAAGAAAUUUGAUGCUGAUCACUCUUAGGGCUUAAAGGGUUAAAUACAGUGUCCAACACUGUGUAUAUAUCAGACUUUGAAGUGUUCAUGUUACUUGCACCCACUGUCCACCCCAUUUCUGGCUAUUUGCUUCGAAAUGCCCAUAACUCCAACCUUAUUUUCAAUUUCCCUUGAAGGUUCGAGUUAUCGGGAGUCGACUGCAUUGGAAUCUGGGAUCCAAGGUCCACUGA
Molecule: messenger RNA, 2059 nt
Organism: Porites lobata
Lineage: Eukaryota; Metazoa; Cnidaria; Anthozoa; Scleractinia; Poritidae
Source: the annotation of a GenBank genome assembly